CAUGGACCGGGAGAUGAUCCUGGCCGACUUCCAGGCAUGUACUGGCAUUGAAAACAUUGAUGAAGCUAUUACGUUGCUUGAACAGAAUAACUGGGACUUGGUGGCAGCUAUCAAUGGUGUAAUCCCACAAGAAAACGGCAUUCUCCAAAGUGAAUAUGGAGGGGAGACUGGGCAAGGGCCAGCAUAUGGACCAGCCAGUCAGUCUGCAGCCUCUGCUUCGGCACCUUCUUCUUCAGCAUUUCGACCUGUAGUGCCAUCCAGACAGAUUGUGGAGAGGCAGCCAAGGAUGCUGGACUUCAGGGUGGAGUACAGAGACCGAAAUGUAGAUGUGGUCCUAGAAGACAGCUGCACUGUUGGAGAGAUCAAACAGAUUCUAGAAAAUGAACUCCAGAUUCCUGUAUCUAAAAUGCUAUUAAAAGGCUGGAAGACUGGAGAUGUAGAAGACAGUACGGUCUUAAAAACUCUACACUUGCCAAAAAACAACUGUCUUUACGUGCUUACACCUGACUUGCCACCACCUUCCUCGAGUCAUGCUGGUGCCCUGCAGGAGUCAUUAAAUCAGAACUUCAUGCUGAUCGUCACCCAUCGAGAAGUCCAGCGGGAGUACAACUUGAACUUCUCGGGAAGCAGUACCAUUCAGGAGGUAAAGAGAAAUGUAUAUGACCUUACUAGUAUCCCUGUUCGCCAUCAGUUGUGGGAAGGCUGGCCACCUUCAGCCACAGAUGACUCGAUGUGCCUCGUUGCAGCAGGGCUCACCUACCCUUGUCACCAGCUCACAGUGGGGAGAAGGUCUUCACCAGCACAAGCCCGGGAAGAGUCAGAAGAGCAAUGCACCGAUGUUCACAUGGUUAGUGACAGUGACGGCGAUGACUUCGAAGAUGCUCCUGAAUUUGGGGUGGACGAUGGAGAGAUGUUCGGUAUUGCAUCCUCCGCAUUGAGAAAAUCACCAAUGAUGCCAGAAAAUGCAGAAAAUGAAGGGGAUGCCUUAUUACAAUUUACAGCAGAGUUUUCUUCAAGAUAUGGAGACUGCCAUCCUGUUUAUUUUAUUGGAUCACUAGAGGCUGCUUUCCAAGAAGCCUUCUAUGGGAAAGCCCGAGAUAGAAAGCUUCUGGCUAUCUACCUCCAUCACGAUGAAAGUGUUUUAACCAACGUCUUCUGCUCACAAAUGCUCUGUGCUGAAUCCAUUGUCUCUUAUCUGAGUCAGAAUUUCAUAACCUGGGCAUGGGAUAUGACAAAAGAAGCAAACAGAGCAAGGUUUCUGACGAUGUGCACAAAACACUUCGGUAGCGUGGUGGCUCAGACCAUUCGAACUCAAAAGACAGAUCAGUUUCCACUUUUCCUCAUCAUCAUGGGAAAGCGCUCAUCGAAUGAAGUGUUAAAUGUAAUACAAGGUAACACAACAGUGGACGAGCUCAUGAUGAGGCUGAUGGCUGCAGUGGAGAUCUUCAUGGCCCAGCAGCAGGAAGAUAUCAAGGAUGAGGAUGAGCGUGAAGCCCGAGAAAACAUGAAGAGAGAGCAAGAUGAGGCUUAUCGUCUUUCACUCGAAGCUGACAGAGCCAAGAGAGAAGCCCAUGAGAGGGAAGUUGCUGAACAGUCUCGUUUGGAGCAGAUGCGGAAAGAACAGGAGGAAGAGCGGGAGGCCAUUCGGCUAUCCUUGGAGCAAUCUCUGCCUCCAGAGCCCAAAGAAGAGAACACGGAGCCUGUGAGCAAGCUCCGGAUCCGAACUCCCAGUGGGGAGUUUCUGGAGCGGCGCUUCCUGGCCAGCAGCCGGCUGCGAGUUGUCUUCGACUUUGUGGCCUCCAAAGGCUUUCCCUGGGAUGAGUUCAAGUUGCUGAGCACGUUUCCCCGAAGAGACGUCACCCAGCUGGAUCCCAACAAGUCAUUACUGGAGGUAAACCUAUUUCCUCAAGAAACCCUUUUCCUGGAAGCAAAGGAAUAACGGGAAGCUGACCUCCAGACUGGCCGUUCCUCGGCAGGCCUGCGGCCCCAAGUCAAGAGAAAGGCUUCUCUUCUCCAAACCGCCCCACCCUUCCACCCAGCUCCACUCAGUGUCUCACAUCUCUCUGCCUCUUGCAAGAAUCUUGGAAAGAAUAAUAAACGUAGCUACAUAAAGUU
Molecule: messenger RNA, 2115 nt
Organism: Gracilinanus agilis (Agile Gracile Mouse Opossum)
Lineage: Eukaryota; Metazoa; Chordata; Mammalia; Didelphimorphia; Didelphidae
Gene: FAF1
Product: Fas associated factor 1
Exons: 19
Coding region: 2-1939 (645 amino acids)
Cellular component (GO): endoplasmic reticulum; nucleus
Molecular function (GO): NF-kappaB binding; ubiquitin binding
Source: RefSeq, a predicted model, not a curated record